Molecule: messenger RNA, 2950 nt
Organism: Caenorhabditis angaria
Lineage: Eukaryota; Metazoa; Nematoda; Chromadorea; Rhabditida; Rhabditidae
Source: the annotation of a GenBank genome assembly
AUGCCAAAUCAAAACGAGGAAAUUUUGCAGCUAGAAUAUGUAAGAAUGAAAAAAAAGAUGAACGGAAUUAUAAGACAAAUCAAUGCAUUGAAAGAAGACCAAAAAAGGUGAGUGCUUUUGGAAAAAUCUUUGAUUUCGAUUAAUUAAUUGAUUUUGCAGACUUGAAGAAAGAUUAUCUCGUACAGAAGAUAUGUUAGAGAGUAUAAAGAAAAUACAACAACUAAAUAAAAGUAUAAGAUUCAAAGAAAAAUAUGAUGAAAAAUCGGAAGAUUUGGAUGUUUUGUAUGAACAACGUUCAAAGUUAAUUGAGAAUAUAAUAGAGACACUGCCAACCAAAUACUUUAUACAGUUGAAAAUUCGUCUAAAAGCUGAUGGUGCACCAUCAUUGGUCAUUGAUAGCUUGAUAUGUGGCGCUGAAAAUGAGCCUGUGCCAUUCCAACAACAACCUACAAAUGGUGCUAUUGGUCGAGGAGGACAAAAAAAUGGUGGCAGAACUUUUGAAAUAAGUGAUGUGAGUUUUUGGAAUCUGCUAUUUGACUUUUAGAAUGUGAUUUUGCUCCGAAAAUCUUAAACUACCAGUUAAGUUAUCCACACUAUGUUUUUCUCUCACUUGGCCUAGAAAACCAAAUCUGGGCCACGCCCACUCUUGACUCCUCCCCCUUUUCUCUUCCAUUUUUUAACAAGAUUUUCACACUUUUACCCAUUUUUCUCGUGAAAUGGGCAAUUAAUCCAAAAAGUCGAAUUUCUAAGUUGUUCGGAGGUCUUCGCGGUGGCAGAGAUAUACAACUUCAUGGAUUUACUUUCGCAAAGUCGGCUUAAUUUCAAAAAUUGAUCCGAUUUUUCGGGUCCGGUUCAGAAUUUUUCUCAGGAAAUCGAACCUGGUCCGAUACUUAUUGUACAUGGAUUCAAAUUUUCUCACCAAACAUUUCUAAUUUAACCUAAUUUUGCAGGAAGUUCUCGCAUUAUUAAAUAACGGAACGCGCCCGGCUUACGUCGACUCCCAAAAUGGUCAAAUGUCAAUUUACAUGGGUUCAAUGGUCCGUUCUGUUGGCACAUUGAACAAGUCAAUCAAAAAUGGCGAGGAAAAUCGGAAAAAAGUGGAGCGAGAGGAGUCGUAUGUGUGAUUUUUGUGUGUUUUUUCUUGUAUAUUUAUUUGUCUUUUUUUUCCUACAUAAUUAUCUAUAUGAGUUUUGAAAACUGUAUAAAAAAUUUAGCAAAAAAUCGAGAUUUUCAAGGAAAAAAAAUUGUAUUUUUUUGCAAUUCGAGGGAGACGCAGACUUUAACGUGUGCAGACGAAUCUCUCGCCAAAAAGGGACAGUGUCCCUUAGGGACACAGCACGUCGAGAACAGCGACUUUUUGCGUCUCCUAGAAAUUGCAUUUUUCUAUUGGAAAAAAACACAGUAAAAACAACAAAAAAUAGACCUGGCGACCAAAAAAAAAAUAAAAUGAAUUUUGAAAAUGAAAAAAUGAAAUGGGCGUGGCCUAUUCACGUGAGCCAAUCAGAAACGUAGACAAGAAUUUAAUGGAAGGCUAUCUAUUUUUUCUGAUUUUCGAACGAUUUCUAGCUUUCUACUUGUCUUUAAGUUGUAAUUUUUCUUUGAAAUUAGAAUCAAAAAUCACUUUAAAAAAUUUCAGAUUUUUAUAUUAUGCAUCGUCCAAAGUGAAAAAAAAUACGAAAAAUAAAAAAAAACGUCCAAACAGACGCAUUUUUUUACGCAGAAAUCGCAUUUUUUCGCGUUUCCUGGUGUUUUUCGAGCCAAAAUGGACAGAAAUUGAAAGAAUUUGUCUGAAAUGGUGUUUUCAUUGAUAAUAGAGGAAAAAUCAGUGGUGAAACAUGAAAAAUAUCUUUUAAAAAUCGUUUAUAUUUGCGUAUUAAUCAUUUUCUGGUUCAAAGCUCAAGCUUCUUGAUGAAUCCGACAAUUCGCUUCCAGGAAAAGCACGGUUUGUUGGUGCAUUUUUUUUGAGUUUUCAGGUUUUCGCGACUUGGAGGGGAUGUCGCGAGUCGUAGCUCGCAACCUUCCGAAACAUUUGGCAAAGACGGCGAACAAUUGGAAAAUCGGGAAGCGAACAACCGGGGACUUGGCCGAGGAUCCGACAAAAGCAGCAAAUCGCGCUCCAGCGAUAAUUUAGUUUAAAUAUUUUAUAUUUUUUGCUCUUUUCGCAACAUUUUAGGCUAAUGAUAAAAUGCAAUAGGGUGAGAGGAAGAGAUUUAGAGAAAAACAUAAAAGAAUUCACGUUUUGUUGAUUAUUCGCGUGAACUCUUGUCGCCUCGCUUCAUUUUUCAAAAAACACAUUGAAAAAUAAUACAUGUGUGUAUAGCGCUUGGCCAUUUGUUUGAUCAAUGUCGGCGAUACGUUUGAACGACCUCUCAGAAAAUGUUCGAAAAAAUGGAGUUUUUGUUCUCAUUUGAGCACGUUUGCCCACUAAAAACGUAUGUUUUCUCUAGAAUCUCUCUCCUCUCACCCAAUUGCGUUUCGGAACGUUGUGUUUUUGGCCCCGCGAAUUCCUUUUCCCGCGAAAACCCGACUAUAAAAAGCCGGGUUUUCCUCAGUCUUGCCACUAGAACCACAAUGUGACCCCUAUUCCCCUAUUUUUAGUUUUUGCCCCGUAUUUAUUCUUAUUUUUAGCAUGUUUUUCUUAUAAUUUAUUCACAUAAAUAUACUAAUCAAAUGAGUUCGAAUUGAGGGACGUUUUGAGGGAUUUGGGGUUAACAGAUGCUCCUAGGGAGCUUUUGAGAGCGACUUAAGGAUGCAGAAGUCGAAAUGGUGCAUCGACUAAACACCGUUUAGUCGGGAUGAGUGGUGGCAGCCUCAUCCCAAAGAAGAUAGAUUGCAAGCAAGAAUUCCACGCAGUUUUGGCGGAGUUUGCGGUGGUCUGCCAGGACUUUCAAAGAAUGUUGAGGUUUUGGCGGAUUAUUGGCAGCUCCACGAAGAUUCAAGAGGAAUUUAA